AUGAGGAGGUUCAGCAGCAAAGGCAGGCGGAGAGGCGGACCGAGGGGGGAAGCUAGCAGCCGUGGGGGCUUCAGUUUUAGUCAGAGCAGCGCGGAAGCAGCAGCAGCAGAUGCACACAACGAUGAAACGUUUGCUGUUGACAACCCCAUCGGGGAUGACUGGCAGCCCAAUGAGGCGCAGUAUAAGGAAUUCGAGCGACAGAAGCAGCAGCAGCAGCAGCAGCAGCUGCAGCAGCAGCAGCAGCAGCAGCAGACGGAGCAACACAACAGACACAUACCCACAUCAUAUGCACACCAUGUAGACGAAAUACAACACCAGCAGCAGCAGCAGGAGCAACAGCUGCAGCAGCAACACCCGCAGCAGAAGCUGCUGCAGCAGCAGCUGCAGCAGCAGCUGCAGCAGCAGCAGUGUGUGAUGAACGCGCGCUUCGAGCUGCCGGAGUUCUUCAGCACAGACGCCAGGGGGCAGCCGGUGGAUGUGCUACUGGAGUCUCUUGAGCCUGAGACAGAUGCUGCUGCUGCUGCUGCUGCUGCUGGCAGCAGCAGCAGCAGCAGCAGCAGCAGCGGCAUUGCGGAGGCCUCCUUCGGAGCGCUUCACUCAGACGCCCCCCUCGAGCCGUUCCCGCAUGCGCUGCAGCCAGACAUGCAGCUGCAGCAGCAGCAACUGCAGCAACUGCAGCAGCUGCAGCAGCUGCAGCACGACGAACCGCCUCACUAUCACCAACGUUUCAACAACUCAGCAGCAGCAGCAACAGCAGCAGCAGCAGCAGCAGACCCUUUGUCUCCAAGGAGCUCGUGCAUGCAGUCGUUGCUGUGCCCGGCUACCGGCAAGCUGCUGCGGCCUCCACCUGGCUUUGACAGGGAUACAGCACAGCUGCAGCAGCAGCAGCAGCAGCAGCAGCAGGCAGCAGCAGCAGCAGCAGCUGCUGCUGCUGCUGUCAGCAGAGACCCUGCCGUCUUGAUGGCAGAAGCGGGAGACGGCAUGGCUUCGCACUUUGUCUGGCCGCCAAGCAGCAGCAGCAGCAGCAGCAGCAGCAGCACCCCGCUCAUCUCCGUGUGGGGAUCGACAGGCCAGCACUGCAGCAGCAGCACCAGCAACUGCAGCAGCAGCAGCACGCUGCUGCUGCUGCUCCUGACCUUGCACCAAGCUGGGACAGCCCGACAGACUUUUGGGCUUCCGCUCACCAGCAGCAGCAGCAGCAGCAGCAUCAGCAGCAGCAGCAGCAUCAGCAGCAGCUGCUACUGCUUCAGCAGCAGCAAGGCGAUCUAUACGGGGGUGUCAUGGGUGGCCCAGCAGGCAUGCAGCAGCAGCAGCAGCAGCCAGAACCGGUGCUGCAGCACGAGGUUCUGUCCCGCUCAUCUCCGUGUGGGGAUCGACAGGCCAGCACAGCUGCAGCAGCACCAGCAACUGCAGCAGCAGCAGCACGCUGCUGCUGCUGCUGCUCCUGACCUUGCACCAAGCUGGGACAGCCCGACAGACUUUUGGGCUUCCGCUCACCAGCAGCAGCAGCAGCAGCAGCAUCAGCAGCAGCAGCAGCAGCAUCAGCAGCAGCUUUUACUGCUUCAGCAGCAGCAAGGCGAUCUAUACGGGGGUGUCGUGGGUGGCCCAGCAGGCAUGCAGCAGCAGCAGCAGCAGCCAGAACCGGUACUGCAGCACGAGGUUCUGGAGCAGCAAUUGCUGCAGCGACAGCAGCAGCAUUUGCAGCAGCAGCAACUGCAGCAGCAGCAGCUACAGCAGCAGCAGAGCGAUCUAUACGGGGGUGUGGUGGGUGGCCCAGCAGGCAUGCAGCAGCAGCAGCAGCAGCCAGAACCGGUGCUGCAGCACGAGGUUCUGGAGCAGCAACUGCUGCAGCGACAGCAGCAGCAUUUGCAGCAGCAGCAACUGCAGCAGCAGCAGCUACAGCAGCAGCAGCAUUUGCAGCAGCAGCAUUUGCAGCAUUUGCAGCAGCAGCAGCAGCAGCAGCAUCUUAGCAUGUCUGACAGGAGCUCGCCGGUGGGGCAGCACGUAUCACCGCAGCACUUGCAGCAGCAGCACAUGCAGCAGCAGCACAUGCAGCAGCAGCUGCAGCAGCAACAGCCGCUCCAGCUGCAGCAGCAGCAGCAGGAGAGGGAGCAAAGGGCUGGGAGGGGUCUGUCUGAUAGAGUGAGGGGCGGCGAGCUGCGGUCUUCUGGUGCUGCUCACGGCAGACUGUCGCAUGCAGCAGGCAGCAUGGAUCAGCAGCAGCAGCAGCAGCAGCAGCAGCAGCAACAGCAUAUGCGUAGUCAGCAAGUGCAACAACAGCCGCAGCAGCAGCGGCGCAGGCAGCAGCAGCAACAGCAGCAGCAGCAACAGCUGCAAGAGAAGGGGCGACGCUAUCCAAAGCAGCAGCAGGACUCGCACGCUCUGAACGGCAGCAGCAGCAGCAGCAGCAGCAGCAGCAGCGGCGGCUUUAGGGGGGCGAACAGGUCCUUCGACGGCAACCUGUCUGCCAGCAGCAGCAGCAGCAGCAGCAGCAGCAGCAGCAGCAGCAGCAGCAUUUGGCCCCCACCGAUAUUCCCAUUGACUCGCGGCUUAAUAGAUUAUAUAAUUCGUGAAAAGAUAGAAGACAGCAGCGAGCUGUUUGGGGCUGUGCCUGAGGGUGCUGCUGCAGCUGCAGCAGCAACUCCCAGCCCAACACCCUGCAGCAGCAGCAGCAGCAGCAGCAGCAGCAGCAACAGCAGCAGCAGCAGCAGCAGCAGCAGCAGCGGGUUCAUGACCCCUCAUGACUUCGAUGUUAUCCUGCGGGUGCAGCUGUCGCAGACCUCACGCCGACCAGAGCUGCAGAAGUAUACAGGCCGCUGGAACUUUCGUUGCAUGCGCAGCAGCAGCAGCAGCAGCAGCAGCAGCCAGAUGCCGUUUGAAGUAGAGAGUUCUUUGAAGCAGCUUGUACAGACAGUGGGGGGAUUGGGCGAGCAGUUGUUGCGCUCAUCUGCUGCUGCAGCAGCAUCUGCUGCAGCAGCAGCUGCUGUUGCUUCGGCUGCUGCUGCUGCUGUCGCCACCGAUGCUCAGACCCUCGUCAGCAACUCCUGCAUGCACCGCAGGCUGCUGGGUUCUGUCUCAACAGCUGAAGCAGCAGCGCUUGCAGCAUCUGCUGCAGCAGCAGCUGCUGUUGCUUCGGCUGCUGCUGCUGCUGUCGCUACCGAUGCUCAGACACUCGUCAGCAACUCCUGCAUGCACCGCAGGCUGCUGGGUUCUGUCUCAACAGCUGAAGCAGCAGCGCUGCUGCAGGCAGCAGAAAAGGAGCAGCAAGCACCGUCCCCAGAUGCUGCCGCUGCUGCUGCUGCUUCUGCUGCUCAAGCUGCUGCUCCUUCUGGUCCUGCUGCAGCGAAGCAAGCUGCUGGGACUCCUGCUGCAGGUGCUGCUGACUCAGAAGGCGCGGAAACGCAAACUCCCGAAAGCAGCAGCAGCAGCAGCAGCAGCAGCAGCAGCAGCGGGGUGCACAAGAAGUUUGGGCGCGUUGCAUAUGCAUCGAUUCGACACCCACGGAAUGUCAUUCAUAUAGACAGACGAUCGCAGCAGGAAGAAGACAGUGUAGAGGUUUCUGCUGCUGCUGCUGCUGCUAGCAGCAGCAGCAGCAGCAGCAGCAGCCCAAACGGCUCCAUCAAGCAACGCCCCAGUCAACAACUCGUCAGACAGCUGUCUCUAGGGUCUCCUGGCAUCAGCUCGCUGCAGUCUUCUUUGGCCGUCAACUCUGUUAUUGAAGACUGCCACGACAUACGGCUCACAGCAACCGCGCUGCUGGCAGAACUAGAAGAGUGCCCAGCGAGCCACGUUGCAGCACGGGGCCGUUUGCAGCAGCAGCUGCAGCACACGCUGCAGCAGGCUGCUGAGUUGCUGCUGCUGCGGCACUGCUCCUCUACCCUUGCGCCUCCUAUGCCUUACCUUCUGGACUUCUGGGCCCCCGCUUGCUGCUCGUCCCCAUCAGAAUAUGUGUUCAGGCUGCGUCAGCACUACCUGCGGCAGCAGCAGCAGCAGCAGCAGCAGCUGCUGCAGCUGCAGCAGCAGCAGGAGCAGCAGCAAGAGGAAGAGGGCUUCAUGGGAGUGUUACCUUCAGACAUGAACCGCUUGGUUGCUGAUGGGCGCUGCAGCAGCAGAUGGAUGCUGCAGAAUGUCUGCUGCAGCAGCAAAGGCAUGAGGCUGCUGCUGGGGCUGCUGCCGCUGCUGAGCGACCCCUGCGCCUCGUUGCUGCUGCAGACGUUGCUGCUGUGUUCAGAGACAUUGGAGUGUGUCUUGGGUGAAGCAGAUAGCAUCAUUGCAGCAGCAGCAGCAGCAGCAGGAGCAGCAGCAGCAGCAGCAGCAACAGCAGCAGCAGCAGGAGCAGCAGCAGCAAGCGAGCCUAGUGUGCGUUUGUUCGAGGAGAGCUUCGGGGCCCUCACGAACGGCUGUGCUCUGCAGCUUCUUAGAUAUAUUGGGCUGCAGGGGGGGCCCCGCUGA
Eimeria mitis is the source of this 4452-nucleotide messenger RNA. RefSeq lists its product as uncharacterized. The record is from RefSeq and is a predicted model, not a curated record. The transcript is spliced from 11 exons. The coding region runs from base 1 to 4452 and encodes 1483 amino acids. NCBI's taxonomy places the organism in Eukaryota, Apicomplexa, Conoidasida, Eucoccidiorida, Eimeriidae.